Molecule: messenger RNA, 9252 nt
Organism: Coregonus sp. 'balchen'
Lineage: Eukaryota; Metazoa; Chordata; Actinopteri; Salmoniformes; Salmonidae
Source: the annotation of a GenBank genome assembly
CCACAUUUGUGGUGAAAGCUGUUUGUAAAAGGCCUUCAGUAGGCCAUGCAAUGCUCCUGGGAUGAUUGAAUUUAUAUGGAAAAACAACAAUCUCUUAUAUUUUGCAUACAUCGCCGAAGGAGUUGUGCAAAAAGGUCUGGCACCAGGUUGUGUAUUAAAUUUGAAAAUGUUGUUGUGUUUCAUUGCAGGUGUCAGUAAGAGCCAAUAACACGGAUCAAGGAUUCUAUUUCUGAAGCAAAUAACCUUAAGGAGUGUGUGCCGAAAACCCGUAUGACAUCACUACUUCCAUCCUUUUCUCCACAUUUCGGGACUGUAAAAAGUGCUUAAUCCAGGAGAAGGACCACAUAAAGAUAAUUUAUAUUUUCAGAAAAAGUACGACGUCUUGGUUAUAUCUUGGAUAAAGAGAUCGACGACUUAGGUAUGGAAGUCGCAGCCGAUCAAUCUCGGUGGAUGGCGCAUCAUCACGCCGUGCUGAAUGGGCAGCACCCAGACUCCCAUCACCACAGCCUGACCCACAACUACAUGGAGCCCAUGGCGCCGCUUUUACCCCCAGACGAGGUGGACGUGUUUUUAAACCACUUGGACUCUCAGGGGAACCCCUACUAUGCCAACUCCCGGGCCAGGGUUACAUACAGCCAGGCACAUGGUAAGACGCGCUCAGCCUUGUGACUAAACUGUAUUAAUUAAAAUCUGCUUUAUAGCCUUUAGGUAAUUGUGAGAGGGUGCAAUAAGACAACAUGUAUAGUUACAAUAAGACAUCAUGUAUCCAACCACCCAGGCGGUUGCUUUAAAACUCAUCGAUGGUAGGCCUAUAUUAUUGCCAUAACUAGUUGUGUGAUGUUUGAUGCACAAAACUUUCCAAUGCCAGUAAAUAAAAUUCCAUUACUAGUAAAAAGUCGUCCACACAGAACCUUGUAUUUAAAAAUACAUCUAUAUAGGGUAUUUUAUUUAAAAUGUGAGCACAUAAAUGAUGUAAAUUGAAAUACUGUAACGAAUAGAUGUCCAUACGCGUGGCUGUCUCUGGCGUACGGCAUGUAAUCAUAAAACUAGAAUUUCUAGCAAAAGACAGCAAGAGGAAAGGGAAGUAUGUCAUUUACCCUCUGUUGGGGCAGGGGUUUCUAGAAAGAGAGAGAGAGAGAGGCACUUCCCGGAUAUAAAAUCAAAACCGCAAAAUUACUAAUAACAUUCUUUAGUCUGAGAUCUGGAACUGAGCGACGAACAGGCAGGCCAUAGACCAUAGGCAAAUAGCAGAUCAGUCAAGGCCUCUACACUGAUCCCAUUUUCUCCUCGUGGAUUUUGUUUCUCCCUUACAUGCUUUCUGCAAUAAGAGAUUGUGUUGCAAUAAGCGUAAACAUUUACAUUUGUAAAUAUUUUGUCAAGUAGUCUAUGGUACGGAGCUGUAGUAGCCUAACUAUUGUUUAAGAUUUAGCUGGGGACUGUAAAAUGGCGUGGUUUUAAAGUUGGUGCCCUGUAGGCUAUUUGAAUAACUUUUACACUGAGAAAAUUAUACCUCAAUGUCGAGUUUAAAUAGUUUGGAGUUGGUAUCAACAGGUAAGGAGAUAGCACUUUACGCAGUGUGAUAGAACUGGACACAUCGUUUUCGAUUAGAAAAAAAUCAUAAUAUUUGUUAUUUACAGCUCGCCUUGGGAGUCAGGUUUGCCGGCCACACCUCAUCCACAGCCCCGGCAUUCCGUGGCUGGACAGCGGGAAGGCGGCCCUCUCUGCUGCCCACCACCAUAACGCAUGGGCGGUCAGUCACUUCAGCAAGCCCGGACUGCAUCCUGCUAGCUCCGGCUAUCCUUGCAGUAGUAGCUCCAGCACUGCUCCAGUGUCUUCCCUCACCCCUGCGUCCCACUGCAGCCCGCACCAUCUCUACAGUUUCCCUCCUACGCCUCCCAAAGACGUGUCUCCGGACCUCGGCCCUACUUCUCCAACCUCCACCUCGACGAGAAUGGACGAAAAGGAGUCCAUCAAAUACCAAGUGUCACUGGCUGACGGAAUGAAAAUGGAGGGCUGCAGUCCUCUCCGCAACAGCCUGGCUUCGAUGAGUGCCCAAACUCCCGCAACACACCACCCCAUCCCGACCUACCCAUACUCUCUCCCAACACCACACGAAUACGGCAGCAGUCUUUUCCACCCCGGUAGCCUGCUGGGUGGAUCUUCAUCCAGCUUUACGCCGAAGUGUAAAAGCAAAGCCCGGUCAUGCUCAGGUGAGUUUCAUAAGUCUAUUCCAAAGCUACCCUGCGCAUAAAGAGUCUGGUAUAGCCUAAUUGUGUAAUUUUAAGGUAUACAAAUAUUGGGAGUCCAUGUUUGACAAUAUAAACUAGGCCUAUGUUUUGUCAAAACGCUUAGGAAGUGCAUGGAUUUAUGUCUCGGCCCAAACAAUAAUUAACAUUGGCCUACUCUAAAUUACUUUUUUUUUGUAGGGCUAUGAACGCUUUUAUCUUCAAUAAAUAGAUUGGGUGGUCCUGUAAGUGUUUCGCUGUCGAACGGUUGCUGUAAUAACUUCAGGUUAUUUUACCCGCAGCGCUUCUCUCUCCUCCCCAAACCUGUCGCAGUGGCUCUUAUCUCUGUUCCAUCGCAUUCGUCACCACUUGUAAACACCAUCCACUUAAAUGAAACGACUAAGCAUUUAACAUGAAACGACUAAUAUUUGAAACGCAAAUAUUCAGGCUUGAGCAUGAUUAAACGCUUUUGAGUCGAGGCAAGGAGAUAAUAGCCUAAAGUCAAACAGUCACCAAAAUGAAAAUACGGAAUUCAACGUGAAAAAAAUAUUUAUCGUCGAUUAUUUGGCGUAUAGGCUAGUAGGCACAAUUAUUUUAAAGCGGGUGCUGAAUAGAUUUAUAUUUCAAUAGAAUAUUUAAUAAUACUUAUUGUGUAUGUUUUUAUUAGUAGGCCUGUUGAAAGUGCUACGUGGCCUAGGCCUACAAUAAACAUGUCUGACAGGCCUAUCCAGAUUGAAAAAUAACGUUUUUUUUAUUACAAAACUGCACGAAUGGUAACCUAAUGAUUGUUUUGAAUCCAUAUUUAAUGUGGUCGUGUUUAUGUUUAUCUGGGCUGGCUGGCUGGAUGCUGAAAAUAAAUUCCACCAAUGCCCUUGUUUGGCAGAAGUGUUCGCUUCCACUUGUUUUCUUUUAAAUUUGGUCUUUAUCAAGCUUAAAAAUGCAGGAGUCACGACGCUCUGGCAACUCCUGCCAUAUCCUGUAUACCUUGAGUGAACAAAUCACGACGUCCACGGUCCACCGCUCGCCCCAAUACUAACAAAGCACUGUCGGGACGCGCGGUCACAGGCGACAGAGCCCUGCUGUUUGUGUUUUUAAGCAUGGCCUUGGCCCAGUGCUCUGAGAUGGUGAGAAAGAAUCAAGCCCAGGGAGAUGAAAGGAUGAUUAACACUAGUAGUAAUGACCAUAUCAAUGACAACAAAGUCAUAAUACAAUAUUAAUAAUUGAUAAUAAGGAUAUGAUAUUGUAAUAAUAACUGUUACUCUUAUAGAAGUUUAGGUUCUACCAAAGAGGACAUCACCUUCAGAUAAAUUAAUACAAAUAUUAGAUAGUUCAUUAUAUAGUUAAUCAAGCCAUCACAUGAGCUCAUAGGGAGACAUUUAUCAUUACAUUUGCUCAGACUAAUUAGCUCAAAGCUAAUUAUGUUGUGGGCCUGGUGUCCAAAAAUACUUUGAAUGUGGAGUCUCUCUAACAGUUCAUUAGUGUAUAGAGAUAUUAGCAACAACCAUCUUCAUUUCGAUUAUCACUACAGAUCAAAGUGCUAUUAUCUGAUGUAUGCUCAGUAGUUCAAUAAUUUGUGGAUGGUAGAUUGGUUAUGCAAAUAUUUUAAUUAAAACGAUAUCCACAAAUCUUUUAAAGGGAUUAUUGUAUGUAAGAGCACUGUAACUAUCACAACAGAGAAAUGCACAUGAACUUGAAGCUCCCCUUACAGAUCCAGAAUCAGUAUCUCACAUAAGGCCUGUCAUUCCCUUAUCAGUCCCAAAGUCUGAUGGAGCUGUGAUUGAUUGUUGUAUGAAAUGCCAUAAUGACAUUUCUGCAGUCAGCACAUACCUUACACAACAGUGUGGCUUCCUGUUUAAAUAACCUCAAACCAGCCCUAUCCGCUCACCUACAUACCUCCUCUCUGGAAAGGCAAAUGGCCUAACUCUCUCUACUAUACUCUCGGCCAGUGGGAUUUCAGUGUUCUCUCCUUAAGGAACUUCCCCAAAUUACACAACAAUUCAACAGCUUUUGUAUUUUUGGAGCUGGAAGGCGAUGUUGUAUUGAUACUGGUGCCUCUGCUGGACUGACAAAACAGGGAGAGAGAGUCAAACACUCAGAAUACACUUCAAAAGGAGCAUUGCCAUUGUCCAGAGCAGAUCCCUUUCUCGGGUUUGGGUGGGACUGUGGGUGUUGCUGACAUUAUAAUAGGAAUAAAGGCAUGAUGCUCUAGGGAGAGGGAGACAUGAAUUAAACAAGGCCAUUUUGGUCGAGGUUUAGCAACGGCCCAUUUGACUGAGCAUGUGCAUUGUAACACAGUGAAACCUGUAAGAGAGAGAGAGAGAGAUGGAACACCCACUGGUUUUCAGCAGCUGCAGAUGUAGAAGUGGGUGAAAAGACUUGAACCCUGAACACACCAGAAGAGGAAAGCACAAUCAGGGUCACCACUAAAUGGGUCACAGUUGCUGUCAGGUACACAAACAGAAACCUAACAAUUAAAAUAUUUAGUAAACCAUUUCAAAAGGCACCAGUAAAAGGAAAAAGGGAAACUGGGCUGAUAUAAAGUGAUACUGAGCUACAAUAUGGGCACCUAUUUGGUGGCGACCACAAUGUGGUCCACAUUUAAUACCACCACCAGCACCACACUCUUCUGUUUCCUCUCAUGUGUGCUCACUAAGCUGAUGAAUUAUGUAGCUCUAAUUUGAUGGUGUCUCACAUUCAUCUGUUUGGACACCUUUGGACACAUCCUGGCUGUCUCUGGGUUUCCUACCCUGGAUCACUUUACAUACAGGUGUCUGUGUCCAUGGCAAUUCGCCCUGAACCAAGCUGUACAAAUGACAGUCAUAUGGGAUUGUUCUCGGCUGGUACACCUGCACACUGAUAUGCACACUGAGACACUGUCCUCACAGGGGGGACUUGGACUUCAUAUUACACUACUAAUGAAGAGUGGCUCCAAUAGGCUCAUGAUUUCCUGUGUGUCCUCCUGACGGCUAUUGUCUUCAAUGUGAAUCCGUUACUGUUUAGCUUUUGAUGGAGUGUGAACUUUUUAAUUAUAUAAAUUUCCCUUUGUCUUCCCUCCACUUGAAUUCUGCUCAGAGGGGCGCGAGUGUGUCAACUGCGGUGCCACCUCCACCCCACUGUGGCGGCGGGACGGGACAGGCCACUACCUGUGCAAUGCCUGCGGCCUGUACCACAAGAUGAACGGCCAGAACAGACCUCUCAUCAAACCCAAACGCAGACUGGUGAGUCCCCAUCUCAUUCCUGUCUACCCUUCCACAUCUGAGAAAGGAGGCCCAAAUAGAGCACAAAGCAGAUACCGCCAGGAUAUUUCCAGGAGAAUUAUAUUUUCCCUAUGAUCUUCCUGGAAUUGUUUGUCCCUCUCACCCCCUGGUGAUCCUCUACACCGCCUUUUACAAUACUGCUACUGUUGCCAUUGUAACUGCUAUCAUUAGUGCUGGUACUGCUGAUACUGUCACUGAUCCCAAUGCCCAUGAUGCUAAAGUUAUCACUAGGCUGGAGUGAGUGAAAAACAGUGUACACACACAAACACUUUGUCCAGUGUUUCUGCACAGGCAUUUAGGAGCAAGGAGUAUUCUGAGCCCUGUUACUUCUAAUGCACAUCUGCCUAUAUAUUUUCCUUGUCUCAGGUGGGCCGAAGUAUUAUUGUAUGUUUAAUUUACAAGUUAUUAUUACAAGUUAUUUUUUCCCCAAAUUAUACUGGUUCCUGAUUACUUUGAAAAGGGUUUAUUUGUUUAUUUUAUAUUCAGACCUCUGAUUAGGAAUCAUCAUUUUGAUUGUAUAGGAUAGGCCUACUUACCAUCUUGAACUUUUAAAGAUAUUCAAGUUUCCCAAGAGUAAAUUGUGAGAAGUGACUUAAUUUCAGUGGCAGUUCAAGGCACAUUCCAAAUGCUAACUUUUGGGUAGCUCCAAACAUUUAAGCAUUAAUACGCAAUGGAUUUAGAUUGAUAUAAACUUUAAAUUCGUUAGUUACAUUUAGCUAAAACAUGUUUUACUUUAUUUAUAUAAGGACCUUCUCUACCUUGUUUCCCUCUAAACAUGUUUAUGAUCAGUAGGCGUUUUAACCCGCCACACCUCAUUUCUGGAUAGGCUAAUCUGAAUAGUUUUUGUUCUGACAGAAUUAAAUCAUACUACUAUACAUAGGUCUAAUAUGAAUAUUUCAAUCAAUAGCUUAUACCUUACUAUCUAAUUCAAUUGACACUCGUUAUGCAAUCAUCCAGUCAUGCAGUUCCAAAGACACAACAGUUGGAUAACCUAAUUGUAGCCCAAUUCACUCAUGUUGUUACAUGUAAAUUCAUGUUUUAAUUUACAAGUGUAGUCUAACCCACAUGGUGGCCUAUUGGAAAGCAAUAGCCUAAUUGUUUAACAAAUUGCAACGGUUGCCUGAGUUUGUCUUUACCUAUGCUAUCUUCCAUUGAGAUACAUGUAAUGGGAUGGAGAACAUUGUGAAUGUUGUUUCUUUUAUUUUAUUUUUAUAACUCUUUCUGAAAUAUAUUGUAACAGACUGUAUUAGCGGUAUUGUCAGCAUUAGUGGAACAAGUAGGCUAUAAGUCAUUUUAGCGCAGCUUGGUGAAAAUAAGCCUCUGACUCCUUCUCCUGAUGAGAAGUCCAUUACAUUUUCCAUGGGUCGGUCUGUGGCCGCAGCUUUGCAUUUUCAGCUCAAGUGUUUUCAGAGUUCUGUUCAAAGGGCAUCCAGUUGUUUCCUAUUCGGAUAUCUGCCCGGGCCCGAUAAGGAAGCCAGGCUCCCGGGUGUUUCCGCCUUCAACAAAUACCGCUGCAUUUUGUAUGGCCCCGGCAGGCCAGACUUUGACAUAUACUGUAAAGCGAUUAUCAUAACACUGUAGAACCCAGUUAUGUGUGAAGAGAGAGAGAGAACGUGAGGGGCGGGAGGGUGGUGGGGAUUGGAAAAUAAAUAGAUUUAUGUUCUUGGUCUCUUGUUUGUUAGUCAUACUCGGUUGCCACUGGCACAAGCUUUAUGCGUCGGAAUGCGAUGUGUUUUUUGUAGUAGUCGUUUUUUCUUUAUCUCUUUUUUAAAUUCCGUCCGUCGCCAUCAUUGUUUUUAUUCGGGAUGUUUUGCAUGAACCACUAUAAUAAAACCCUAAAUUAAUUAAAAUAAAUACAUAGGCUUACAUGCAGUAUACAUUGCUGUAGUGUUACUGUAUUGUGAGCCUACAUUUUUCUUAUCUAUGAAAAAUAGAUCUGUAAUGGACACAAAGCGCAUUGGCAGACAGGGGCCUGGUCUUAUAGACGCCUUUAGUCCGGGUCGUUUGAUUCUCUGGAUCAAGGGAGAAUCAUGCAAAGAGACAGCAUAAAUUAUUAAUGUGCCCUAUCUAAUUUUUGUAUUAAAUGAAAUAUGACAGCAGUAAUUGGUACAAGACAGAAACAACGCAUUUCAGAGAAACAGCUUUUGCAGCAUUGCACAAAUUGGAAAAUUGAAUUAAGCUUGUAUAAAUCACAGAAUAAAUUCAAUUAAAUCGAUACAGAUAUGACUCCCUGUAAGCAAUUUCAUGAGUCUAACUGGCGCUGGCCUGGUGUUUAAGUUAUUUGUGAAUGUAGCCCUGAGAGUGGGACAUUACAAUAGGCUAUAAAACGAGAGGUUUUAAGUUUUAAAUGCAGAAAUAUCCUAUAGGCAAAAUUUCGAAUGAACAUUUUAAAUGUAUAGGCCUAGCCUACAUUAGGCUAUGCCUUAGGCUACGCCUAAAUGGCCAUAGUAGUUAAUUUCAAUAAUCGUAUUCAUGUCAUGUUCACUUUCCUCGUUGAUCUCUGUUGCCUAGGCUAAUACAAACGUCAAAUCAGCUAACCUUUGAAUGGCUUUAUUCAUAAUGUAGCCUAUUAACGUUCUGCGUUUUUCUCCUCAGUCGGCUUCGAGACGAGCUGGCACCUGCUGCGCUAACUGUCAGACCACCACCACCACCCUUUGGAGGCGUAACGGCAAUGGCGACCCGGUGUGCAACGCCUGCGGGCUCUACUACAAACUGCACAACGUAAGUAGCCUAACCGCUUACAUAGAAACUGUUGGGUAAGCUGGUCAAGAGGGCGGACAGCUUGUAUCGAUUUAGGAGCUGGGGCAAGAGAUGCAAAGCCUGCUUUCCCUGCGAAGCAGAACCCGCCGGUCGUUUUUUCCCUUUUUAUCAAUCAAUCUUUGUUUCAAUGGGGGGUGUUACUCUCUGGGGAGGCUGGAGGGUGGAACUGUCAAUCAGGGUAACGCGUCAGUUACAUUGAUGUCAGGGUAACGCGUGAGUUACAUUGAUGCGAACUUGUCUGAGAGUAGCCCUUUCAGAUCCAGCAUGGCUUCCAGUCCUCGUGUAUUCAUGUUUAGUGAGAUAAUUCUAUUUGAUUUUAAAUAAGACAAUAGCCCAAAAGGCUCGUGCCUUUUAACGUGGCUUGAUUAUCCAAUGCCUGUUAAUUCUGUUCCACAACAUUUAUGGCACAUCAGAUUUUUUCCUCAUGUUUAUUAAGAAGGCAACAUGUUUUCCAUCAUAGUUGUUUAGAUUUUUCUAAAUGAUCAAAAAUUACGAAUUACACUUUACAUAGUUGAACAUAAAAGCACUGAGAGUGCAAGAAAAUGUCCAAUGAUUAAUAAUUGAGUUAUGAACAGUUUAAAAAAACAAGAAACACAGGUAGCCUAUUUGAUAUUGAAACCCACAUAAUAUUAAUAUGAAGCCUAUGUGCAGUAGCCUAUAUUAUUCAAGGCUUGUCUGAGUAACAUCCCUCCUCCCUGGCCUCUCCACAGGUCAACAGGCCAAUGACCAUGAAGAAGGAGGGCAUCCAGACACGCAACCGCAAGAUGUCCAGCAAGUCCAAGAGGGGCAAACGGUCCGGAGAUGGCUACGAUGAGCUGUCCAAAUGCAUGCAUGACAAGUCCUCUCCCUUCGGUGGUGGCCCCGGCCUGGCUGGACACAUGACCCACAUGGGCCACCUUCCCACCUUCAGCCACUCCGGACACAUGCUGCCCACUCCCACUCCCAUCCACCCCUCCUUCGGCCAUCCUCACCACCACUCCGGACGGUCGCCGGCCUGGGCUGAGCAUUGA